Schistosoma turkestanicum is the source of this 1713-nucleotide messenger RNA. NCBI's taxonomy places the organism in Eukaryota, Metazoa, Platyhelminthes, Trematoda, Strigeidida, Schistosomatidae. The record is from the annotation of a GenBank genome assembly.
AUGCCGACAACUUGUGGAUUUCCAAAUUGUCGAUUUCGUUCGCGUUAUCGUGGUGCUGAAGACAAUCGACAUUUUUAUCGUGUACCAAAGAAACCUGCAAUAUUACGCAAGAAAUGGUUAGAAGCAAUUGGUAGAACUGAGGAAACAAUUGUUAGUCAGUUACGAGUAUGCAGUGGUCAUUUCUUUGGUGGCGAAAAAAAUGAAGGCGAUGUUCCAGUUGCUGACCCCGCAGUGGAUGAGCCAAUAAGAAUUGAACUGCCUCCCAAAAUUCCACGUUUUCAGUCAACAGUGAAUAAAAGGAACUGUUGUGGUACUCGAGGUGGUGGUGGUCGAGGUAGAGGACUUCAUCAUACUCAAGGAGUCAGGAAUAGAAUGUGCUUUUUUAAACCAGGAAUGCUCAAUUACAUGACAAAACAUAAUAAUUGCUUAAAUAUGUUGGAAACAUUUAAACAAAAGUACACUGUAGCGUCCAGUUCAACACAUUCAUCUCCGACCUUAAGAAAUGAGUAUAAAAUGCGAAUUAAUAAGCCAGCAGACUUGAAUACUACUAGUGUAAUUAACGAUAAUAAUGAUAUGAAUAAUCCAUUGAUGUGGUUUAAUAAUUUAUAUUCACCUCAUAUUUAUGAUUGUCUAAAAACACUUUCAACAAAUACUUCCACAUCAUCGUUACCUGAAUUGAAUACAAACAGAAGGUAUUCAUAUAAUUCAAAAAAACAUUUUAAUCCAAAUUCUGUUGAUAAAGAUCAGUCUAUUUUACAUAAUUAUUCAUAUCAGUCAUCUCAAGAAAUGACUUAUCCAAUGGAUAAAUACACGUCACUAAUAAAUACUUCUUGUUGUCGUACUCCUCUGUCUUCAUCAAACGUUUGCUUACCAACUUUAACUCAAAACGAGCAUAAUGUCUUGAAAACGUCUUGUAGUUCACCUUUCAAUAGUAAGGAUAAUAAAAGAAACAACAUCAAAGUUGUUCUUAAUGACGAUAAGCCACAAUCUGCAUUCUCUUCAGUAACAAGUAUUUUGGAUUGUAACAGUAGUAUAAGUAAUCAUCAUAGUACUAAUAUCAACUUAACUAGUGACUUCACAAGUAACAACAAUCAUCUAAUGCAAACUUGUUUACUUUCAACAAAAGAACAAUUUUCAUUGAAUAGUUCUACGGAAAAUGCAAAAAAUAAAUUCACUUCUACAAUUUCAUCAUCAUCAUCAUCUACAUCAAAUUUAUCAACGGACUAUUUUUUAUCAUUAGCUUCAGCAAUGAAUGGUGUUCUUACAAAUAAAUUCACUGAAAAUUAUUUAAAUUCAUCUAAAUUUCCAAAUCACAUUCAACAUUAUCAAACAAAUUUAAAAGAUGAAUGUUUAAAAAUGAACAUUGAAUUGUGCAAACAAAAUUAUUUGAAUAAUGAAUACAAUCACUUAUCGAAUUAUCCACUGAACACAGUAAAUUCUAAUACUUUUGCAAAUAAUAUCUUUAUCAAUGAAUUGAAUGAAAUUAAAGAUUUAUCAAUUAAAUCGGAAUACAUAUCGAAUAGUCACACAAAAAAUAAUUUAUGUUCCUCAAAUCAUUAUGAUCAGAAUGAUAACCGAAUUGUAGAAGAUAUGAUUAUAGAUAAUGUGAAUAUUUGUGAUAAAUUUGAACGAACAAAUGAAACUGUACCUUGUAAUCCUGUACAGUUAAAAGGUUUGUUCGCAUUUAACAAGUCUGAUAUUUUACUAUUUUAA